Messenger RNA from Magnolia sinica, 1955 nucleotides. Its product is annotated as serine/threonine-protein kinase-like protein At3g51990. Bases 161 to 1591 code for a protein of 476 amino acids. The transcript has a single exon. Gene Ontology annotation, molecular function: ATP binding; protein kinase activity. Lineage: Eukaryota; Viridiplantae; Streptophyta; Magnoliopsida; Magnoliales; Magnoliaceae. Gene Ontology annotation, biological process: protein phosphorylation. The record is from RefSeq and is a predicted model, not a curated record. Gene Ontology annotation, cellular component: plasma membrane.
UUCAAUCCAAUAUACGUAAAAUACAAUAAAGCACAUUUCACGCAUCUCUCAUUUUCGCACUUUCUUUCUCUUGCAAUGGCUUCUUCUACAUUUCACCUCUGCUCUUUUCAUUCUCUCUGAAAUUUUCUAAACAAACACAAGAUCGAGAUAGAGAGAGAGAAUGAAAUAUUUCGCAUGCAAAUCCGAAUGUGCUAUAGCCACCUCCAAUUCCAAGAAGAAGAAGAAGGCAAAAGCCACAGAGUAUAAGUACGAGUGCUCGGCCGAGUAUCGUCUCUUCAGCUACGACGAAUUAGAAUCCGCCACCAAUGGUUUCUCCCCUGAAAGCUUUCUUGGAAAGGGAAGCCAUGGAAGUGUCUACAAAGCGUUCAUAGACGGCGGAAAGCUCGUUGUGGCUGUAAAAAAGAUGAGAAUACUGUUGGCGGAAGAAAACAGCAGCGGCAGCAGUAGCAAGAACAACAACAACAACAACAACAACAACGAUGAGAACAACCCGAUCGAGAACGAGCUUGAAAUCCUUUCAAGAAUUCGGAACCCGGGUUUUGUUAAUCUUCUAGGAUACAGCAUCGAUUCGAACGAGCGGAAGCUGAUAGUCGUUGAAUUCAUGGCGAACGGGGCGCUCCAUGAACACUUGCAUUGUGAUAGGAGGCAGCUGGGGUGGGGCAGGCGCGUCCGCUUCGCGCUGCAGACUGCGAAGGCAGUCGAAGCUCUGCAUCUGUUGGAUCCGCCUGUAAUUCACAGAGAUAUAAAAUCAUCGAAUGUGCUUGUUGAUGAGAAUUGGAACGCCCGAUUGGGGGAUUUUGGACUGGCAUUGAGGGGACAUGUAGAAGAUGUUAGGAUGCGGUCGACACCUCCAGCAGGCACGAUGGGGUACCUCGAUCCUGGUUAUGUCACGCCGGAAAAUCUCAGCACUAAGAGCGACGUCUUCAGUUUCGGAAUCCUACUGUUGGAAAUCUUGAGUGGACGGAAUGCCAUUGAUAUGAAUUACAGCCCCCCUUCUGUUGUCGAUUGGGCGGUGCCACUUAUCAAACAGGGCAGAUGGGAUUUGCUCUAUGAUCCACGGAUCGAGCCCCCUAAGGAUCAAUUCGUGAGAUGGCAGCUGGCAGUCCUGGCGGCCCGGUGCGUACGGGCUGCGGCGGAGAAGCGGCCGUCGAUGAAUGAGGUGGUGAAUUGCCUUAGAAUUGUCAGAAAGAGAAUCUGCUCACCAAUUUGGAACAAUCUCACAAACCGGAUGACGAAAUUGAAUUCAAAAUUCGAACCCAGUGAAGUGAUUUCAAUGUCUUUGAAAAAUGCUAGUGGGAAUUCGAAUUUGUUCAGGAAUAGAAAGGUAUUGAAUGUGAAGUCUGGUGUGGGUUUAGCGAAAGAAACAAGAAGUACAAUUGUAGAUUGCAUUAGUUGUAAAGAUACAGUGGGGCUAGUUAGCGAGCCGAAAGCAGAGUCCAAUUCCAAAACGAGCAAUCCGAAUGCUGCAAAUAGUAAGACGGGUUUGGUUGUGAGGAUGCCCCGGGUUAGAUUGAACAAGCCCAAGUCGAUUGGGAUAUCAAAAGCAGGCCGAGUUUUGCAUGUUUCAGCUGGCAAAGAUCCUGCACUGUAAAUUCCUACAUUGUGCCAAAGAAUUAUUACAACCCGUCAAUUCACACUUCAUUAAGAUCUUCAGUUUCUAUUCCGAACCAUGGAGUUCAUCGACAUGGUUCCAAUUGAGAUUAUGUUCUUGGGCUUUUUACCUUGUAAGUGAAACUAAGGAUGGGGAUAUGCAGAAUCUCAAAGUAUUUCACCAAAUUCAUUGUAUUGUUUAAUCGGACACUGCUCGUCAAUCUGGUAAUUCAGUUUCCUUGUAUCAAAUACUUGUAACAUUUCAGAGAUCUUCAAUAUGUAUUUUCAAGAUAAGAACUUCUGUUUUUAUUUUUUAUUUUUGAAUUUAUUUAUUUAUUAAUACGAUGAUUCCAUUGUUUGACUCA